Messenger RNA from Dermatophagoides pteronyssinus (European house dust mite), 1142 nucleotides. RefSeq lists its product as uncharacterized. The record is from RefSeq and is a predicted model, not a curated record. Lineage: Eukaryota; Metazoa; Arthropoda; Arachnida; Sarcoptiformes; Pyroglyphidae.
AUGAAUAAUCAUCAUUCGAUUGACGACAGCAACAAUAUUAAUGGUGAUGAAGAAGAAUGUUUAUCAUUUUUUAAAAAAUUACGAAUUGGUAUUGGAAAAUUGAAAGAUGAAAUCGAAAAUCUUGAAACAAUAACCAAAGAAAUUACGGAUAAGAUUAAUGGUCGUUUGAAUCAAAAUUUAACAAAAUUUCAAUCCAAAACCAUCGAUGAUGCUGAUCAAAUUCUGGAAAAAGUUCAAGAAUUUCAUUCAAAAAUCUUAAAUGAAAAUAAUAAUCCUUUGGACGCAUUCGAAACCAAACUAUUAAAUCUACGUGAACGUUUAUUGGGAUUUGAAGAAGAAAAUCAUCGAUUAUCAAAAAAUUAUCAACCAUUUCGACCAAAAGAUACUUCGUGUUGUGAUAUUAUUGAUGAUGAAACAACAUUCGAAUUAACAACGAAUCAAUCGAAUGAAAAUUUAAACAACGAUAAUGAUGGUAAAGUCGAAAUAGCCAAAUUAUCAUCACAAAAACGAUUGGAUUUAUAUGAUACACCUAAAUCAAAUAAUAAGAAUAAUUUUUAUGAUAAAAUUACAUCAACACCGAAUAAUAUUGAAAAUCAUUUCAAUAGUUCUACCGAUGAUGAUGGUAGUUUUAAUCUUCUUUCGACCGUUCGAAAACAAGCUGCAAAAAAACAACAACAGCAACAACAACAACAACAACAAUCGAAUAAUUCUUCCGCUAGGAAAUCUGCAAAGAAAAAAUCAACAAAAAUUGAUUUAGCUAAAUGUGAUAAUCCAAUAGCAGCACGUGCUUUAGCUAUUUAUAAUCGUUGGAUGCCAUCAUCAACAAAUAAUGAUUCGGAUCAAUCAAUUUGUUGCAGUGAAACAUCCACAUUGAAAUUGGAUGAUGAUCAACAGAUUUCAUCAAAUAAAUCGUUGAAUCGUCGAAUGACACCAAGAAAUCAACAUCAUUUAAAAAUGGCUAAAAAUCUAAAUAAUGAUCAUGGUCGUGAUGAAUAUGAAACAAUUGAAUUUACACCUGGAAUGACUACAAAAGUUCGAAAAUCAAUCGAAAAUUGAAUGUUUUUGGAGAACCACCUCUUUUCCGACAGUGGCUUUGAUGUCAUAGUCACUUGGCUGAUCUUCUCACAAAAUCGGCGAAAAAA